AUUUCCUUUUUCCAUUUGAAUCACACUUUGUAGCAAAAAAGAACUCAGACUCUCGUACAAAUUAGGUGAGGAUUAACUAACCUGGAGGAGGAUGCUUCAAAAACUCUGUGGACUCUGGACCUUCAUUUUGUAUUUAGCAGCCAAAGUUUGACGCAAUCUUCCCCGGGAUAAUAACCAGGAAUAGUCCGCAGUGUCAUCAUCACCAUGGAAGUAUUUCAUAUGGAGAAAUAGAGAUAUGCACAACUUUUACUUGGAUGCAAUGUGAGAAUGUUUUGAAAACAUUUAAAGAAACUUGUACAAAAAAAGUAACUUUUCCAGAUGUCUCUGUCGAUGCAGCUGUCUAAUGAAACCCAUUCACACCCCUAAAGAAAAAGUACUUUCUAUAUUUUGCAGCUUUGUGGAUUUCUGGAUUACUUUUUUUUCGCUUUGCAUUGGGAUUUUUCUUCAAUUAUAUUAGAAUAACGGGAUUUUUAAAAACUCUGUAAGCUGUAAGUAGUCGAAGUUUCUAGAAAUGGACGCACACCGAGGAGCCCAAAUACAAAUGUUUUAAUAAAUAACAGCCAGAAAAUGUUAUUUGGGUGAAGUCGUCGGAAAGGGAAGCCCCAAUGAGUGGCACACAGUCAACACUCACUGACAGGACCCCGAGCAUUCUCAACAAGGAGCCCACCGACAAGAAACCCAAGCAUGAGAAAUCCCCCGUCCCCCUCAAACAUGAGUUUGAUCCCACAGGCCUCGUGCAGCGGUGUGUGAUAAUCCAGAGAGAUGAGAAUGGCUUCGGGUUGACUGUAAGCGGAGACAACCCUGUGUUUGUGCAGCUGGUGAAAGAAGAUGGAGCUGCGAUGCGAGCCGGUGUUCAGACCGGAGACCGGAUCAUAAAGGUCAACGGGACCUUAGUCACUCAUUCAAACCACAUAGAGGUUGUGAAGCUGAUCAAAUCGGGGUCCUAUGUGGCCCUCACGGUGCUGGGGAGGCCUCCGGGGCUCCCUAACCUCCCCCUGGGGGAAGAGGAGAGGGAGGCAGGAGCAGAGGUCAGCCCGGCCUCUCCUCUCUCAGCGCCCCAGACUCCCGCAGUGCCGGGCGGGGGGGAGCGAUGCAGCGUCCAGGAGGGCAACUCCUCCACCUCUGAUGGGGGUGAGAAUAAAACCAGGCACAGUGAGCGAGUCGACCUCCUGCAGAAGAUGCUAACCAAGGAGCAGCAGGACCUGCAGUUGAAGGAGGAGGAGUACAGCAGAAACCCUCGUCCUAAACUGCUGAAGGAGGUGCAGGAGGUGAAGAAGCACAUCUCACUGCUGCAGGAGAGGCUCAGCAAAGCAGCUGCAUCACAGGACGGAGCCGUAGGGUGCAGGAACGGUGAGGUAGAGGAGGGGGACGCUGGGACUCAGAACAGCCCGUCCUCUCCUGGGGACAGCAGGACCGACGGACCCUCCCCGAACAACCACUCUAUGCACAGCAGCCCCCUGAUGCAGACGCCCUGUCAGAGCCCAGAUAUCAGCCGACGGGACUUUCAAGAUUUCCGCCCGGCGACUGAAACAGAGGACACUCCUUACGCAGAUUUCAGUGCCCAGUGCAUUGUGGGAAACCCUCCCUUCCUCCCCCACCCGCAGAUCAUCGGAGCAGAAGACGACUACUUUGACUCUCAGCAGGAGCAGAUUAAUGGAGUCUGCAGCUGCUUCCAGAGUUUAGAGGCUCUGAAGUGUCGGCCGGCUCACCUCGCAGUUUUCCUCCAUCAUGUGGUGUCGCAGUUUGACCCUGCACCUCUGUUCUGUUAUCUCUACGCCGACAUGCACAGACAGACCAGCUCCAAAGAGAGCCGGCGCUUCUUCAUCGAGUUCCACUCCCUCUUCAUGGAUCGAACAGCGAAUCUUAAAGUACCAGUGCCUGAUACACUUGCAUCUGAACUGGAGAAGCGCAGGCUGGAGUUAAUCCCCGAGGAUCUGUGCAAACAAUACACUCAGCUGCUGCAGGACUCACUGCUGCCGGACCUGCACAAGAACCUGGAGGACUUCAGACAGAAGCGCAGCAUGGGUCUAACUCUGGCUGAAGACGAGCUGUCGAAGCUGGACUCGGAGGGAGGAAAAGACCCGCAGAAUCUGGAGAGGGAAUGUUCCUGCGCUGAACACAUACUGUCCAAGAUAGAGGACAUCCUGUUGCCGUCACAGCCCACAGAAGAGGAGAAGUGCCAAACGAUGCAGUACGUGAUGCUCACCUACAUGAAGCACCUCGGGGUGAAAGUGAAGGAGCCUCGAGGCCUCGAACACAAACGAGCUCGCAUCAACUUCCUGCCCAAGAUCAAGAAGAGUAUAAAGCCAGAGAAGGAGGGAGAGGAGAAAGUGAAGAAGCCUCGGUUUCCCAACAUCCUCGGCCCGCCUCGACGUCUGAGCCGAGUGGACUCCACUUCAGUGGGUAAAGCCGUGGAGAUGAAUAAGCAGCGUCCCCCGAAGCCUCUCCCCCCGCCGGCCUCCAUCCUCCCCGAACAGCCGGACUCCCCCGCCUCCGGCUCUGCUCGCAGUCGUGGAAAUCUGCAGAGCGACGCGUCGGACGCCGGCACGCAAUCUUCCCCCUCCAACAUCACCUUCCCGACGCACAGCUCCCCCCCCGGCCACGCCUCAGACACCAGCGGACACGACUCUGACUCCAACAGUUCUCCGUUCUGCCUCCAGAAUCGACCCGGUGAUGCUCUUCAUCCGUUCGAGCAUCAGGACGGCGUCAGCAGCCCGACCGGAUCUCAGUUUGACUUCAGCCCCUCCAACAUGGAGCACCUGCAUGAGGAGGAGCAGGACCCCUUCAGGUUGGAGGUUCAUUGUCCGGUGUCCUCAGACGUCCAGAGUGAGGACGAUCAGGGGGAGAGGGAGAGCGAGGCCCCCCCUCUGAACUGGCAGAGCCUCGUCAGCAGAGGAGUCCUGGAGAGCCUCACCCCGCAGGAGAUCAAGCGACAGGAAGUCAUUAACGAGCUGUUCUACACGGAGCGAGCUCACCUGCGCAUGCUGAAGGUGUUGGACUGCGUGUUCCACCAGAGGCUCAGCCGAGACGCCAUCCUCCCCCCGGACGACAUCAAACACAUCUUCGUUAACCUGGAGGAGAUCAUCCAGCUGCACGUUUCCAUCACAGAGCAGAUGACGGCCAUCAGGAAGAGGAGCGAGACGUCGGUGAUCGGGCAGAUCGCUGACGAUCUCCUCGCCUGGUUCAGCGGGGAGGAAGAGGAGAAGAUAAGGCUCGCUGUGGGAACUUUCUGCAGCAACCAGCCGUCGGCUCUGGAGCUCAUCAAGAGCCGCAAGAAGAAGGACCAGAAGUUCACUCUGUUCAUGCGGAAGGCAGAGAGUAACCGUCGGUGCCGCCGGCUGCAGCUGAAGGACAUCAUCCCCGUGGAGAUGCAGAGAGUCACCAAGUACCCUCUGCUGCUGGAGAACAUCGCCAAGUACACAGGAGACGGGGAGGAGAGGGAAAAGGUGAAGAAAGCCGGCGAGUGUUGCAAAAAGAUCCUGAACCACGUCAACCAGGCUGUGAAGGAGGCGGAGAACAAACAGAGGCUGGAGGAUUACCAGAGGAGGUUGGACCUCUCGUCUCUCAAACCCAGUGAAAACCCCGUGAUCCUGGAGCUGAGGAGCCUGGACCUGACCAAGAGGAAGAUGGUGCACGAAGGGCCGCUCUCCUGGAAAGUCAACAAAGACAAGACCAUAGAGCUGUACACGCUGCUGCUGGAGGACAUCCUGGUGCUGCUGCAGAAACAGGACGAGCGCCUGGUUCUCAAAUUUCACGGCAAGAACCCGACCAGCGCCGCCGACACCAAGAACAUCUUCAGCCCCGUCAUCAAACUCAACACCGUGCUGGUGCGGCCCGUCGCCACUGACAACAAGUCCUUCUUCGUCCUGUCCAUGUCUGAGAACGGAGCUCAGAUCUACAAGCUGAGGGCGCACACGGUGUUCGAUCAGAGAGCGUGGCAGUGUCUGAUCACACAGAGUGCAGAGGCCAUGAAGGCCAAACUUCAAGGAGACGCCAUCACUCCUGCAGCUCAGUCUGAAGCUGAGCAGGAGGCCAUAGAGAUCAUCAAAGAAGAAGCGAGUAAAGACCCGGACAGCACGAGUGAAGGCGUCCAUUCUGCAGAUAAAGAUGCCGCUUCUUCUCCAGACGUCCAACCUGCUCCGAGUCUGAACCCGUUCGAUGGCAUGAAGUCAGAAGACGAGGAGGAGGAGCUGCUGGGGGAGGACCGACGCCUGGAAGAUAAUGAAGAUGGUGAAAUAGAGGAGGAAGAGGAGGUGGAUGAAGCAGAGCUGGAGGCUUUCCUGGACGGACAGCUAGAGGACGGGCCUCCCUUCCUGCAGGAGGAACAUCAGGACGUCUCUGCUGAAAACCAGGAGCCGGACGUCUUCGUCUCUGCGUCCUCUAAAGGAGAAGAAGCUCUCAGGACAUUGGCCAUGCUGAAGCAGGCUCUCUUCAACCACAUGAUGAGCCGAGAGGAGGAGAAAGAGGAGAAAGAGGAGGCUCAGGAUCAGAGUGUUUCUCUGCCCGGGAGCCCUGAGGGGCCCCAUGAGAGCCGAGGGUCUCCAGCAUCACAGAAAGAGAACGGUGACGGUGGUUUCGUGGUUCUGGAUUUCGGUGGCGGCUUGGAGGAGAGCAGCACUGAUGAUGACGGAGGAGGAGGAGGAGGUGGAGGAGGAGGAGGAGGAGAUGUUGGCAUCGACAUGAGGAAGCUGCUCUCCUCUUCCUCUCAGGCGGGCGGAGGACCGAACCUCAGCCGACAGCUGAUGACCCACCUGCGCCUCCUGCAGGCCGACUUGCAGUAUCUGAAGGAGGUGGAGAUGAAGUACAACGAGCUGCAAACAACACCCAGCGCCACAGGUGCUGACGAAAACCACGAUUCUUCUCCCUCAUUCGUGUGAGUUUCAAGCCACUCCAGGAUUUCCACCUGAUGAUUUUUGGACUCUUUAACACUGGUUUCGCACAAAAACGGAGGCUUAAUAUCCGCUGUCCCACUUCAGUGGAAGACAUGAUCAUCGUUAUAGGGAACUAUUCACUAUAAACUCGAAACCCUCCCGAGGAGAGACUCUGUGGAGACACCCGAGGACAAUUUGCAGUAUAUUAUUAAUCAACUAUAUAAAUGAUCUUAAACACUGGAGAAAGUCGAGUGUGGAGGCACACAGAAGGAUGCACAGCAGAGAUUUAGAAAACUUUAAGGAGUGAAAAGAGAAAACGGAUCAUGAAGGUAAUGUUGGGUUCAGGACUCACUGCUGUACGCUUGAUUCUGCAAUGAGGAUAUUAGAGACCAACCUCUAAUGUACAUAUUCUAACGGCACAACACGUAAUAAAACACGCUUAAAAAUGGACCUCCUUUCUUUGGAGUGAUGCUGCAUUAUGGCUAUUUUACGUAAGCAAUAAUUCAUGAAAAACCCUUAAUCUUCCGAUAUUAAAGUCCCACAUUUCCCCGAAAAGAUGAAGGUUUAAAAAAAAAAAUGACUUAAGAAACUUUGUAUAAAAAAUACAAAUAUUAGUUUUUUUGGCGUAAAUUUGAAUUCUUUUUUUGUAAAUAUAAGACUUUAAUCCCCUCCCCUUUCAGAAUACUCUCCUGCUCUUCAUGCUUCAUAUUUCUUUACUUAAAUGCCGCUGAUAUGCUGUCAUAUACCUGACAUUUCAGUGAAAAUGAACUCAUUUGGUAACACUAAAGCCUUCUACAUUUGCAGUAAUGUUUGUUUACCUGGUUUGAAUGUCUGAGUAAAUAUUACACAUGAAAUGCUGUUCAUAACUUACCAUUAAGUCCCACAUUUUAAUUUCCUGUAGCAGUUGAAUGUAGUUUAACAUAGCAAAUACAUCGCUGCCGCUUCAUUACCAAUAAAACAAAGCAGAUGUAAAAACAGA
This is a messenger RNA of Eleginops maclovinus (Patagonian blennie), 5850 nucleotides long. RefSeq names its product Rho guanine nucleotide exchange factor (GEF) 12b (gene arhgef12b). Gene Ontology annotation, molecular function: G protein-coupled receptor binding; guanyl-nucleotide exchange factor activity. Gene Ontology annotation, biological process: intracellular signal transduction; G protein-coupled receptor signaling pathway. The record is from RefSeq and is a predicted model, not a curated record. Gene Ontology annotation, cellular component: cytoplasm. NCBI's taxonomy places the organism in Eukaryota, Metazoa, Chordata, Actinopteri, Perciformes, Eleginopidae.